This is a messenger RNA of Stereum hirsutum FP-91666 SS1, 954 nucleotides long. RefSeq lists its product as uncharacterized. The transcript is spliced from 2 exons. Lineage: Eukaryota; Fungi; Basidiomycota; Agaricomycetes; Russulales; Stereaceae. The record is from RefSeq and is a predicted model, not a curated record. Bases 33 to 227 code for a protein of 64 amino acids.
GUCAAACUUGCCACCCACAGUUCAUGGCAUAGAUGAAACCAUCGCUCAGCUCCUGGACCUCGCUGCUCCUCGCUAUCGCUCAGGAGUACACCUUCUAUCUUUCUGCAUGGUCGUCGUGUGAAUCUCGUGGUUCUUCUUGGCAUUUUUGCGGUGUUCAAGGCUUGUCAUGCACGCUGGAGUCGUUCUUCAACACAUUGGCGGGCUUGGGGCAUUGUAGUAAGCGGUAGCGAUUCUCGACGACCGGUUCAUACAACAUUCACUGCCCAUCUGGCCCGAAGCAUAUAAUCUUUGUCACAUUUAGCCUCAUAUCGCCUCCUGACCGAGCUCAACAUCGACGGGUACCCAUCCUCCAUCUGCGAUAAUAGAUCGAAGCCAACAGCGAGCACACAAUGACUACACUGUAAUUCGUAAUGUCCGAUUGUGUUUGAGGCUUUCGAAACGAGCUCUUCGAUGCGCGGUUGGACUGCUAUUUUAGGAUCCGACACACGACCGACGAGCGUCCGGUAAUGGCUGGUACUGGUUGAAGCUCGGAUGUCUUCACUGUAUCAGUAUUGGUUGGGACGUCAUAUGUGCAUCUCUGGUCUUCGUACUGUUAGGCAGUUGGGGACGGAUCUCUACUCAAUUGUCCCGAACUUAUCGAGUCUGAUUCCCCGUAACGCUCUAUUUGCAGCUUGCGCCUUCUAGCGCCUCAUCCAUUGGUCGCUUCCACAUGCUCGACUUUCUCAACCACUUGCAUAUCCUCGGCUCACCGAUUCACGUAUGUCAGCCUAUUCGUCGAGCCGCAUGACGAUUAGACACUGCGAGGUCCACAGAAGAUGGGGUAUUGGUCCGAUCUAAAAUAGGGAUGCCCUCCGUAUUAAAACCUGGGCUGCUGUGCGCAAUGUUUCGGUGUUCCUCCUCCUACGUUCUGUGGCAGAAAUUGUAGUCGCCGCCAUGGGAUACAAUCACUCUUUC